This is a messenger RNA of Peronospora belbahrii, 1518 nucleotides long. The record is from the annotation of a GenBank genome assembly. NCBI's taxonomy places the organism in Eukaryota, Oomycota, Peronosporomycetes, Peronosporales, Peronosporaceae.
AUGGUAAAUGAACAGGCUAUUGGCUUAGUAACAGAGGCCUUUACAAUGAAUGACGUAAAUGAGACAGAGAUGAUUGAGGAAGAAAAACAAAAGACAAUGAUGAGGACGAGGAUGGACAAACAGGACGCAUGUCUCAAGUUCCCACAGCAAUCGACAUUACAGACGACACUUGGCGUGGCUUCAUUUGCUGCAAGUUAUGUGCUAUUUCCAUAUAUUUAUGCAGGUAAAGCAGCUGUUCAUGCAACGUCAACAGUUAUGAGAGCCCCAAUAUAUUUGACAAAUCAAGUCCGAGCGAGUAUCGUGGAGUCAUGGACGAGAUCUCGUUCCAAUCAUGUUGAUACGGAUACUUUUGAGGAAGACUUGGCGAGUGAUACGAGCACUGUGAGUGACGUUUAUAGUGAUAAUGAGGAAGUCAUGGAGUCAUUAUUGGCUGAGAAAGUGACAAGUGGUGGACAAGAGAUUUCCACACACGAGAGUGGUGUCAUCUCUCAAUUACUCUAUUUACCUGUACGCCUCGUGCAGAGUAGUGUCUCGACGGCUGUGGCAAUUCCUACACAGGUUGUGACAUAUAGUGGACAAAAAAUAUCAGGUGCAGUAUCAGCAUCUCAUGCAUUAGCAACAUCGGCAGUUGUGGCGUCAACUGAUGGUGUUGCGAGGACGGGAAUGCACGUAGCGAGAGGUAUUACUAAUGGAGCUGUGUCCACGGCGUCGUUUACGGCUUCGAUAAUAUCUGGAGCGGUUGGAGCUUCGGUGAGGACUGUGAGCUAUGCGAUUCUGCCGUCAGUAUCGAACGUUGUAUGGCAAGGCAUGGAUAUCACUGGCAAUGCGUCGGUAAAUAUGUUGUCACAUGCAAUUGCGGUGCCAUCGUAUCGGAUGCUGCGAGCGUUGGUACCUACUGUAAGCAAUUGUUUCUUGGAGGAAGAUGUGGUAAAUGAGACAAAAGUUGUAAUAAAAAUGCUGGUGAAACUGCUGGGUCCGCAGAACGCAUUCUACCUACUGAAAUGGGCCUACGAGACAGUUAACAGUGAAGAAGCGCACGACGCGUUUUUACUGUGCCGUGAUAUUUUGCACGAGUCACUGGAUGGAAAGAAUUACCGGAUUGCUGGAGCAUCGGUGGGUGCAGCCACAGGUUUCACUAGGGUUGUGCAUGUGAUGAAAGAGGCGUACACCGUGCUGCCAUCAUUUGAUGAGCUGCUAGAUGCUGCUGUCCUUGUUGCUGACAUAUCGGACGAAGUGGUUGAUGGGGUCACUAAUGCCGUAGCUGCGGAGAGAAGUUUGGAUCCGUUGGAUGAAUGUCGCUUUGAGUAUGUAGAUGAUGACGAGGAGCUUUGGGCGCAAGGUAUCGUAGAGCCCACGGAUACGACGUUUGAGUAUGAAGAAAGCACUCUAUCAUCAGAAAAGGAGCUGAAUUCGCUGUUUGAUUCAGGCCUUUCGCUGUUGGCGCGAGCUUGCGACAGUGAAGAAGCAUCGUCACUGUUUAACACGUUUGGCGACUUCCUUGAUGUGUUGGUAGAUUAA